GCAAACAGAGGCACGUUGCAAGCAGCCCAGGCAGAGACCUAGAGCCGCAGCAGCUCUAGACCUUCCAGCAACCUGCCCAGGUGAGUGAGUGCCACAGGGUUACGUGCUGGGGGCAGCAGCAUCCGAUAGGAGGGAGAAACAUAGAGGUCUGGGCUGAAACCACCUUGUGCUCAUAUGCCUGCAGGCGGAAAGCUGCAGAGGACUUUGCUGGGAAGAGAUCCACGUGGAGAAAAUCCUUCAUGCCACAUGUUUUCCGUGAGCCCUAAGACCACAGCUGUCCACAGUGUCAUCUGAGAUCCUGAGAGUCACACACAGUUAUGGGAGAUUCUCCAGCCGACACCACUGAUGAAGGUGCAGACACAUGCUGCAAAGACACUCAGACUGACCUGGCAGAGAGAGUAGCAGCCAUAGAUGUUGCUGUUGGGCCUAAUAUAGAUGACCAAAAUGUUCAAGAAGCAAUAGAAGAGAAUGACACAGUCUUUUCUGACAGUGUAGCAGACAUGCAGAGGAAUGGGAUCCAUAGUGACAUGGUAACAAAUGAAUCUUUACCUUCACAAGACACAGAGGAUGUUAAUCAGAUGAAUGUUCCAAAGAAAGCUCCCACUAGGCCUGUUCUAUCCAGCAGAAAGUUGUCUCUUCAAGAAAGACCUACAGGAAGCUACCUGGCUUCUACCAAUGCUCCAGGCUAUGGUCCUUAUGCAACGGGACCUUUAACACAUAUCUCGCCACGUAUAGUGAGGAGACCAACGAUAGAGUCCAACCGGAUCGCCAUCUCAGAUUCUGAGGACUGUGUGCAAUUAAACCAAUACAAGUUGCAAAGUGAAAUUGGCAAGGGCUCCUAUGGUGUUGUGAAACUGGCCUACAAUGAGAGUGACGACAAGUAUUACGCUAUGAAAGUCCUCUCCAAAAAGAAGCUACUGAAACAGUAUGGAUUUCCACGUCGACCUCCCCCUAGAGGAUCCAAAGCAACUUCUGGUGGGCAGCCGAAACCAAUGGCACCACUGGAUAGAGUUUAUCAAGAAAUAGCCAUCUUAAAGAAACUGGACCAUAUCAACAUUGUGAAGCUGAUUGAGGUACUGGAUGAUUCUGCAGAGGACAAUCUGUACAUGGUGUUUGACCUUCUGCGUAAGGGUCCUGUCAUGGAGGUGCCAACUGACCAGCCAUUCACUGAAGAGCAGGCUCGGCUCUACUUUAAGGACAUUGUCUUGGGCAUAGAGUACUUGCACUAUCAGAAGAUCAUUCACCGGGACAUCAAGCCUUCCAACCUGCUCUUGGGAGACGAUGGGCAUGUCAAAAUAGCUGAUUUUGGAGUCAGUAAUCAGUUUGAAGGGAAUGAUGCCCAGCUUUCCAGUACUGCCGGGACACCAGCCUUCAUGGCUCCAGAGGCAAUUUCAGAUUCUGGCAAAAGCUUCAGUGGAAAGGCACUUGAUGUAUGGGCCAUGGGAAUUACUUUGUAUUGCUUUGUAUAUGGGAAGUGCCCUUUUAUAGAUGAAUACAUUCUGUCUCUCCAUAACAAGAUCAAGAACAAGGCGGUGGAGUUCCCAGAUGAGCCACAGAUAAGUGAAGAGCUCAAAGAACUGAUUGUAAGGAUGCUGGAUAAAAAUCCAGAAACGAGGAUAACGGUUCCUGAGAUUAAGUUGCAUCCCUGGCUAACAAAGUUUGGGGAGGAUCCGCUGCCUCUGGAGGAAGAGCAUUGCACUGUGGUGGAGGUGACUGAGGAGGAGGUGAAGAAUUCCGUCAAGACAAUCCCAAGCUUGCCAGCUGUAAUUUUAGUGAAGGCCAUGCUAAGGAAACGCUCAUUCGGAAACCCAUUUGAGGUUCAGGCCAGAAGGGAAGAGAGGUCCAUGUCUGCUCCAGGAAACCUAUUAAUGUUUCUUCUUGUAUGGAAGCUUUUCUGCACUUCUAAUCAUUUUCAUCCACCAUGUCUGGACUUAGUUUCCUUAAUAGCCUCUUGUGUGGCACUGUGUCAAAGGCUUUUUGAAAUAAAUUAUGUCAGCUAGUUCUCAUUUAUCCACUAUUGUGUUGGCUUGCUCAAGGCACCUGAUUUACAAUAAUGAGCCAGUUCACUGAUUGAAUCAAAGCCAAUUUGUGGUUGUGCCAAAGCAAGGAAGUUUAUAUCUCUUCUUUAAAAAAAAAACGUUAUCUUAUCUAUUGUGACCUUUGUGUGUGCAAGUGCUCAACUGUGCUGUCCUCUUACUUAAUUGUACCCAAUCAGCUUAUGUGCUAUCAUGCAAUCAGCAUUUCUGGCACCUUCCAGUAAUGUUUGAUUACCCUAAAUUAAGACUUGCAAAAAUGGACCUUGUGGACCAGCACAGGAAUGUUUCUAAUUAAAUCAAGAGACAUUGACACAUCAGACAGUAUUUCUUACAUACAGUGAUGUAUUUAACACUGUAAACAGAUAAUUUAAAAGAAUAUGGAUUUUUCUUUUUAUAUAUUGUAAAAGUUAGAUCAGUGCAUGAAUGAAAGAGAUGUAAGCUUCUUCUCUUUCCUUGUGUUUUGCUUCAUUGCAUUUAAGAAAAUACAGAAAGCAAGAGACAAAGCUGUUUUAUUUCUAUGAAAUCUAUGAAGUGGGAGUGUUCAUUGUACUAAGUGAAUUAUGUCUUGAUUACACUCAGUACAUUUGCAAAGAGAAAUUGUGCUAGAUAUUAAACCCAUGCUUCAUGCCAUCCAUUUACAAUGGAUUGUUCUGUAUAAAAUCAUCUCCAAUAUAAAAGUAAAAUAAAACAUAAAAGUACAUGUUAUGCAUGGUUCCAAGUUAAUUAAAAUAAAUCUAGAACAAGUGUAAAGGAUAACAAACUUCUAGGAGCUAACAAUGUUAAAUGACAUUGUUACAGUAUAAGGGCUUGAUAUUGCAAAGUCUGGCCCUGAUCCCACAAAGCACAACUUUAAGCACAUGAGUAGUCCCACUGAAGUCAUAUAUUACAUAUAUUUGAUUGGAGGUCAUAGUCGUACUCAAUGUGCUCUAAUUUAAGCAUGUGCUUAAAUCCUUUGCUGGGUCAAGGCCAGAGUGCUCAGCAUCUUGCAGGAUUAGUCCAAAGGCAAUAUUGUGUAUGCUGCUUCGGAAGUUCACGUUCAGGGACAAUGUGUGUCUUCAGAAUGGUGGGAUAGAUUCUCACCUGGUAUAAAUCGGAGUAGUUCCAUUAACUUUAAUGCAGCUAUGCCACUGAUACCAGCUGAAUAUUUGGCCCAUUUAGUCUUUAAAGCAAGUACACAUAAUACAGAGGGACGGUUAUACUGUAGGGUGGCUGAUCUGUUAUAUGCCUGCCACUAUCUGCCACCUGUCUUCAGUACAUACAGCAUCGACACUGAUGCAGCUCUAUUAUCCAGAUGGCCAGUGAGCUGCUCUGUAUGUCCCAUUUGAGCCAAUAUCCAUGUGAGCAUUUGGUUUAUAAGAAAAAGAAAACAUGACACUUUCACCUAAUGUAUCUAAAGUAAUUUGUAUUCAGUCCUAUGUAAGAUUCAUCUUCGUUAUAUAGGGAUAGCUCUCAUUUUAAGAAUUUAACUGUUCAAUUAGUCUGCAGAAAGAUAGUAACUUUGCAGAAAGUACAAAUCCUUUUGACAGCACCCACACUUGAUCUUCUAGUCUUGUGAAAAGUGUGAUAGGAUUGUAAAAGAUGCAGGUGUUCAGAACUUUGGCUUUACAUCUCAUUGAGCAGGCAGUAUCCUCAGCGUCACAGUUCCCCCUACAACCAUGUGUGUGUCCAGUGGUGACUGAGAGGGAACAAUACCUCCUACUGAAUUGCUCAGAUCAGUUCCUAGGAGCUCUGGGUAUCGCUGAGCACACCAGCACCCACUGGUCUCAAUUCUGCUGUCCUCACUCAAACAAACCUCCCAUGAAAGCGACAUUGCAGACUUCAGGAUUUGGCUCACUCAUGUUCCUCAGUGGGAAUUGAGAGCACUUUGCACGAUCUAAUCGUGAGCCUCUGUGUGCUGACAACACACUGGAAACCAAAGUGCAACCUGUGUCCCCUUUAUUAUAUUAAAGGUAUCUCUAUUAUAUUAAUGAAGCAAACAAAUUUCAAAAAAAUCCCAGCGCUGUUUUUCCACAGCCCUGACUGUACUGUCUUUGAAGUGUGGUAAAUCAGUGAUUGUAAUGUUGCAUUUAGUUCCAAUUAUAGGAAGGAAAAUUACUUUCAUGUUCCUAUAUAGGAAAAAAGAAAAGCAAUUAGAAAAGUUUCCCAAUUUCAUGUUCCAUUUGUGUAAUUAGGCUGCUUGUAAAAUAGUUGGGGGUUUUCUAAGCCAUAUGCACUGGGUGCUGCUGAAGUCAACUUGCAUCUGCGCCAAUGUCAAGAAUCUUCCUGCAAUAAGCCUUUUGACAGCUGAGUUAGCUUUUCAAUAUCUGGUGCCUAAUUAACAUUUCUGAAAAGGGAUCUGCCCUUUAGAAAAAGAGAGGAAGAUGCCAAUUUAACAGCCUACUUAUUGGGUUUCUUAGGUUGGAAGCUGCCUGACUUAAUUAAUUUCUUCACGAUCCUUCUACUACCUGCUCACAAUAUGCCAAGCUCUAUUCUGGGAAAUGCUUAGGGAAGAAGAUGCAGAUCAAAGUUCUUUGCAAUAGCAGGAGGCCUUUCAUAGCUGUUACAGAUUUUGGUCCUUAAAUGGCCCUGUUUAAAAAUAGUUUUUAAAUUCAUGGAGAGGGCUUAAAUUCUUCAAUUCUUGUAAAAUUUUGAAAAAUCCUUUCCUGUUUGCUAUUUAUUUCUCUACUUAGAUGUCUAGAAAUGUUUAAAAGGCACCCAUGCUUAGGUAUUUGGCAAUAUAUUACAAUUGAAUGGAGCUAAAAUGAAGACGGCUGUUUUUAGCAACACUAUUUAUAUAGCUUCUGCCUCAGGCAAAAGUACCACUGUACACCUACAUCACUGAUUGAGCUUGGAACUGUGUUUAACUGCUGCUACAGGUCACAAAACACUGUGAGGCUGAUCUCCUGGCUCUCACUUUGGUCCCUACAUGCUGCUCCAGUACACAGGCAGCACAGAAAAGAUUGCCAUAAGAUAGAGCAGCCCUGAAGGCUGCUCUGACUUAUGCUGGGGAGGGGGGGUCAUUUUGGUCACAGCAGCAGCUUCCUGGAAUCUGAGCUGCUCAGAGGUAGUGUAAAGCCAUCUGUAACUCCCCUCUGGGCUGUUCUGUCUGUGCAGAGUCUCUCAGGAGAUCUGCACUGAAUCUGACCCUUUGUUUUUUUUAGAUCCUACAUGCUAUGGGCCAAAUUCAACUAUGAUGUACCUAUUACUUCAGUGGAGCUACAUUAGGGAUGGAUUUGGUCUCUUGCUUUUAAAUUUCCCAGUCACUGAAUACAAGUUUUUAAAAAUCCCAACUGUUUAGGGUUCUCAGUUAGCUUCCAUUGUAUACAUCUUUAUUAUAGGUGUGUAGGUUCCCCACCUGAACCAGAUUCCUCUAUUAAUGCAGCCAUAAUUUCACUGCAUUUAUUACUCUCAUUUAUUACUGCUAACACAUCUCAAAUUAACUGAAAAAUGUUUUGGCAGAUCCACUAUACUUGCACAUUAAGCACUGCUUUGCUGUUGGUAAAGUGUGGUUUUCAGCUACCAUAUACAUGGGAUUAUUCUUAUUAGUUACAGAACUUGAUCCUAUUCCCACUGAGAGAUCAGAUCACAAGGUCCAUGCCCUGAGGAGCUUACAGUCUAAAUAGAGAAGACACAGACAGGGGAUGAGGGCAGCAAGAUGCAAAGUGACCAGUGAAGCGGGGUGCUCAAACAAUCUGUGGAGUGGGGGUGAUGAGAGUUAUUGAACCAAACUGUAAACCCUGUAUAUAAUAGACACCACUUUCAGUCAGGGGGUGUGGCAGCAUCCCCAGCACCCAUAGUUCCAGCACCUAUGCAGUGAGGUUUAGCAAAUGGCUGUAACAAGGGAGCUUUUCAUCUGAGAGUCGCUGGUUCAAACAGGGCCAGGUUAGCCAUGACUGACUGGUGGCUUUUUGGUCAUAUGUUAAUGAGUUAGCAGACUCAGUUUAGUUCUUGUUAACAGGUAUCCAUGUCCCCACAAAAAGUUGUCGGGUUUAUUGACAGUCUCAGCAGAGUCCAAGGACUGAAUAGCCCAGGACCUGUUCUCUCCAUGAGCGGCUGGUGACUCCGCCGCCCGGGAAACCUAACCACCAGCCCCUCCCCGUGUGCCCGAGGCCCCGCCCCUCCCUUUCUAACUCCCCUUCCCCCACAGGAGCCCAAAGCACCCCCACCGUGGCCCCCCAGCACCGGACGGCCAGGGGUGGGGGACCAAGGCCCCAGCCCCGGUGCGCCGCAGCCUGAGCACCCCCAGCCCCUGGGUGGCGCGGUCACAGUGCCCCCAGUCCCAGUGCUGCAGGUGGCCAGGCAGCGCGGUCGCCGCACUCCCAGUCCUGGGGCUCUGGGCAGCACGAUCGCUGUGCCCCCAGCCCUGGGACUCUGUGUGGUGCAGUCACUGCACCCACAGCUCCAGGGCUCCGGGCGGCCCCUAGUCCCGGUGCUCGGGUGGCCAGCACCGGGCAGGCAGCGCGGCCCAGCACCGGCAGCCCCGAGUCACUGCAGCUGGCCUGCCGGUGGGGCCACAGUAAGCUGUUUGGGGAGGCAAAACCUCCCUUGCCUACAAUACCCGCCGCCCCUGACUCUCUCCAAAACUCAAUUGAGGCACAUUGGUGGGGCAGCACGUGCAAGACUUUCCUUACCAGUGCUGUGCCUAUUGUGCUGAGAGAGGAUGCCAGCUCCCAGGGCUAUCACUACAGCACCUUUUACCAAAAAUACAUUCAGUUUUAAAACAUAUCCUGUUGACACUUGUAGCCAGGUUAAAGGCUUUAUUGUUGAUGGUAUUGGCAGGAGACUGGCUGCAGAAAGGAUGCCAAGUUUGACUUCACCCUUAAUUUCACAAAAUAUGUGUUUAAGUGGUACAUCUACACAGCAAAAAAACACCCCUGCAGUAAGUCUCAGAGCCCUGGUCAUGCAGUAAGUCUCAGGGUCUGGGUCAAUUGACUUGGGCUCAUGGGGCUUGCGCUUGGGGCUAAAAAUAUCAGUGUAGAUGUUUGGGCUCAGGCUGGAGCCUGGGCUCUGAGAAUGAGGAGGAGGGUCUUGGAGCCCAGGCACCAGCCUGAGCCCAAACGUGUACACAUUUUCAAUGGAAAAUCCUGUGCAGGUAAAUUUCACACUCAUAUGUUUUUCAUUGCAAGGGAAGGAUGAGUGCUUUUAUUAAAAGCUAUGGCUCAUAUUGUGGCAAGGGUAAGUAUUAUUAUAGUCUAACUAAUGGUUUAUAGAAUAACUUCGGCACAAAAUUUCACAACCUCUCGUUACUCUAGAAGCAUCACAUGCAGAAGCACCCAUCAUCUACUCAGUGGUUUAAUUGCCUAACUCCUGCUCAACUUGUGUCCUUCGGCAGUUAAUAACACGACAUGUUCAUAAGACUUCUACAUGCUAGGGACACAGACCCGUAUGCUACUGAACACCCUCAACUCCCACUGAUUUCAGUAGGUGUUGAUGGCACUGAACAGCUUGCUGGAAGCAAUUGGCACCCUGCAGGAUCAGUUGCUGUUAGCACAGGUGAUUACUCCAGUAUGCACAGCACUGCACUAUGGGUGGCAGUAUUAACUGUCAUGGUUUUUUAUUUGGUCUUUAGCCUUAGUAAACAUUGCUGACUAAUACCCCAUCCUCUAUUUAAUUUCAUUCCCUUAAUAUUCAGAAACGUGCUCAUUUGCCUUUUGCCAGCAUCAUCUUUACCAUUUUCUUC
Molecule: messenger RNA, 7695 nt
Organism: Chrysemys picta bellii (western painted turtle)
Lineage: Eukaryota; Metazoa; Chordata; Testudines; Emydidae
Source: RefSeq, a predicted model, not a curated record